Lithohypha guttulata is the source of this 1398-nucleotide messenger RNA. RefSeq lists its product as uncharacterized. NCBI's taxonomy places the organism in Eukaryota, Fungi, Ascomycota, Eurotiomycetes, Chaetothyriales, Trichomeriaceae. Bases 1 to 1398 code for a protein of 465 amino acids. The record is from RefSeq and is a predicted model, not a curated record. The transcript has 2 exons.
AUGACCACAUGGGUUCUGCCAGUCGUAGCGCUCCUGAGCCAGCUUCCCUACAUGUCUUUGUCAGAACGCAAAAUCAAGAACUUGGAAGCAUUCGGAAACUGGGUCGGGUCACCAGCUGCGGCGCUCACAACGACAACCUGGAACAUUCUUAUGAUCCGCAAGUGUCGAAUCCUAGCAAAGCCUAGUCCUGUGCACAGAGACACGCUCUACAUUCUCAGCUGUAUCAAUCAAUACCAGUAUCCAAGACGGUCGAAAGGCGGCAACGAUAAUCGCAGGGACGUGGCACUGCUUCGAGGCAUACUCUAUCCCUACCUCCAGGACAGUGAGAAGUUGCCGGAAACUCUACGAAAGAAACUCGAAUGUCUUCUACUUUCCUGGAUGCCCACGCUGGUCCUGGCCACCAUAAUCGACCGCAACCCCGUUUCGGAAACAAGGUGUGGUAUCCUGAUACAACGCUGGCUCUACAACGUCGAUGCUCUUUUUGCAGCAGAAGCUCUAGGGAUGGGAAACAUUCCGGAAAUUCAUGCUUCGAGCACAGGCGAACUUACUGUUGACGACUGUGGGGACGAGGACAUUGGUCUGCUACCGAUUCGAGAACCGGGAAACGUAUACCCUGCACGUCGGCAGGAUACUGAGCAACGAGUCGCUGCCGAAUCAAUCGUCAACACGAGGCAAUGGCAUAAAGGUGCGGAAAUGCGGGACUUCUGUGUAGGAGACUUUGUGGGACAGGGCCGAAGGAUGCGAUACUGCGCGGUCGCUGAUACGGUCUUGGAUCUGAUACUCCACCGCAAGAUUCCACGAUUGAAUGAUCUUCCUGGUGACUUCGAAGCCUAUCACUUUCGUGAGGCGCUACCAAAUCGGCCUCAAGAAUGGUACCUGGUUUGGUUGGUCAGUCAAUUUCUGGUCGGAGCAGGCUACGCAACUGCAUUUGUGGUUUCGUUCAAAACUCCAACCAUAGGCUUAGGCUGUCGCACCCUAUCCUACACAACGUGGUACCUACUAAGCUUCUUCAGUUGGCUAUUUCUAGGCAUCUGGCAAGAACCACCGAAGUACGUACGCGUGUUUGCAUGGAUACCUAAUGCUCUAGCAACACUUGCACUGUUCAGCAUCAUGCUCCUUCAGACAAUCGGAGGGCUGAACAACUGUCGCUGCAAGUCAAGCACAUUCGGCUCAUUUGAUUAUGGCGGCUACAUGGACUUUGAGAACGGCGAGUUUUAUCACCGAGCCUAUGCAGUACAGGAGGUCUGGGCUUUGGCGACAACCUUCGGCUUACUGAUUGCUGGUUGUGCUAUCUUGUAUUUCGGGAGACGGUGGUCUCGAGACUCGGAUUUAUGGAGCGUCGAUGAAGCUUUUGAGCCUCCAGUGGUUGAGGGCGUCGAUCUACUUUGGUUGAUCUAG